CCCUAGUUCUUUGCCAGCUCCUCCCUACCAUGCGUGACCUUUCCAAGCCUCUCUCACCCUCCCCACCAGUACCCUCUUUGGGGAGCAGGAACUUAAUCUGCUGACAGAGCUACACCUUUUCAUAGCAAACUCAGAUCACCCUGCUCCCUUUGACCUUUGUAACUGCUCUGCCUCCCUUCUUGGGAGCUCUAGUGGGGGGAGGUGUCAGCUGGGUCCCUCCUGCUGCUGUGUCCCCAAGACAUCUUGGAUCCUUACCUCCUCCUAAACCCUAUACCCAAUUCUCAGCUACCUCUAGAACAGCCAGGGCAGCUAACCAGCACCUGUACUUGGAGGCCAAAGGGCCAAAGAGUGGGUAAGGGAGGACGAGCAGGUCCCCAUCUUGGUGGUCCUGACACUCCAAGGUCAGCUCUCCUUUGUCACCGGAAGGCCUUCUCAUGCAGUAUUGACUUCUCUAGCACCUCAGGAGCUGGGAAACUCAUGGAGGAGGAAAAACAGUCAAACCACACUACCCCCUGGGGUGAGAGGAGGAAGGAGAGGUCUGUGCUUGGCAGUGGCCUUGCUCCAGGCUGGAAUGGCAUCAGGGGAAUGUCACAGGUCAGCAGUUUGAGCCCCUGGCUAUAAAUAGAGCCCAAGGGCUCCUGUCACGUACAGCAGAGGGUCUCAGCUUCCUGUGUGGCAGUGCCUGGCACACUGUGGCUCUGGCCAGCAUUAAGUUAAUCUUCCCUUACUCCUGGACAAACCAGGCAGGGGCUUGAGAAGAGGAGUCACCCUCACCAGUGAAGGGCAGAGCUUCCUGGGUCAGGCAGUGAGGCUGGGCCCAGGUCGGGUGCUGACUGGAUCCAGAAACCGCCUCUCUAGGAGGUCAAAGUCAGGGCAAAAUAACAGCUCCUUCCCUAGGCUACAGCUGCGACCCUCUUGGAGAGUCAGAAACCUUUGCUUAUUUUUGUUCACCAUUAACUGAAUCUGAGGCUUCUGAAUCAGGCCUACUUGCCUAUCCAAAAACCGAUUUGGUUUUUCCAGAAACAAGUUGGGGAAGGACACUUAGCUGCACAUGGCGGUGCAUGUGCAGUGGUGCAUCACUACAUGCGUAUGUUUGCACUCAUGCCACGGGAAAAAGGAAGAAAGAAAUCUUUCCUCGAUUGUCCUAGCCACUCCCGGCCCCUUGCUGGGGUGCCCACGCAGUCCCGCUUUCCCCAAGUGGCAUCCCCCCCCAAUCCUUUCCGGGCGCUUUGGGGCUAUAUCACGCCGCCUGCAAGCGGGGAGGUCACAUAUGGGACAGAAACAUUACGGAAAUGCGACCCUUGCGCCCACUCCGUGCCCAUGGCUAUACCUGCUGCAGUCCUGGGCGGCCCAGACCUCGCGGUGCGGGUCGGAUUCCUACCUGAGCUGGGUUUACGGGCGGGCGGCGGGGAAGAGGGCAGCUCCAAUCUGUAGGGGGCGCACAGUCCCCUUCAGAGGGCUGACUCCGAGACAACCUACCUAGCUACCGGAGACGUCACUGUGCCACAGGCUGAGGAUUGGCUGGUUUCCUCAGCGUUGGAGAGAAAGAUCGCCUUUUCUCUGGUGACUGAGUAUCCUAAAAGUUCUGGUUCCAGAACUUGGGUCGCCAAAGACCUUUUCUCAGUGAAGAAUGACUACAACCCCCAGAAAUCAACGGGCCUCUCCGAGAGGAAGACUCGUCUGAGGUUGCGUACUAAAGGCGCCUGACCCGGAAGUCGGAAGUUCAAAGGCGGCAACCAAUCAGAGCUGCCACCGGCGCGGGCUCCCGCCUUCAUGGGCGGGUUUAUGCUGCGUACGAGGCGCAGGGCUCUAUCCUCGUCGGGAGCCAAAUUCUAGAGGGGGACAACAUGCCAACUGCCAAGCAACUAGCUGACAUUGGCUACAAGACCUUCUCCACCUCCAUGAUGCUCCUCACUGUGUACGGGGGUUACCUCUGCAGUGUCCGAGCCUACCACUAUUUCCAGCGGCGCAGCUCCCGGCGCCAGGCUGCAGAAGAACAGAAGACCUCAGGAGCCCUAUAGAAUUGGGGGGCUUUUUUCCUUGAGCAGAGAGGCCUGAGGCAUGCUGUGGAAAGACUGCACCUGCAAUCAUUUCUGAGUCAAGAGGACCAGGGCCUUACUGGCUUUCAAACUCUGUGGAAAAUACCCAUGUUUUCUCUGGAACAGCCAGUUUGGAGAGGCUAUCGAAUCAAAAUAGGAUGGGAGGGUGAGGCACACCUAUAGACAUUAAAUACUUUGCCAUA
Molecule: messenger RNA, 2242 nt
Organism: Bubalus bubalis (water buffalo)
Lineage: Eukaryota; Metazoa; Chordata; Mammalia; Artiodactyla; Bovidae
Product: cytochrome c oxidase assembly protein COX14
Exons: 2
Coding region: 1848-2021 (57 amino acids)
Biological process (GO): mitochondrial respiratory chain complex IV assembly
Cellular component (GO): mitochondrion
Source: RefSeq, a predicted model, not a curated record